Messenger RNA from Plectropomus leopardus (leopard coralgrouper), 777 nucleotides. NCBI's taxonomy places the organism in Eukaryota, Metazoa, Chordata, Actinopteri, Perciformes, Serranidae. The record is from RefSeq and is a predicted model, not a curated record.
GGUGCAGCAGUACAGUGAUGGUGUAUGCCCAGUCCUCAAACACAGCUGGUGUCAAUCCCUCCCUCUACUCUCCAUCUUUCACGUAUCAGAUGUCAUUUAACUACUCUGGGAGGGAGAACUCGACUGUCCUGGCAACCUUACCCACAACCCCCCUCUGCAGCCUCGAGGGCUCGUCCGCCGGCCAGCCGAACAAGACCUCCGCCUCCUAUGAGCUGACCACAGGCGAGGUCGCCGUCCUGGGCUUGGUUUUCGGCGUCCUCUGGUUGGUCUCCAUCCUGGGAAAUGCCCUCGUCUGUCUGGUCAUCCACCGGAGCCGCCGGACUCAGUCCACCACCAACUACUUUGUGGUUUCUAUGGCCUGCGCAGACCUGCUCAUGAGCCUCGGCUGGGCGCCUUUCAUCCUGCUGCAGGUCGUGUCAGGACGAUGGCCGCUGAGCGCCGCCGCCUGCAAGGUUGUGCGCUACCUGCAGCACCUCUGCCCGGGUGUGCAGGUCUACGUUUUGCUUUCCAUCUCUGUAGACCGUUUCUACACAAUCGUGUACCCGCUCAGCUUCAAGGUGUCCAGAGAGAAGGCGAAGAAGAUGAUCCUGGCCUCGUGGCUGUUUGACGCAGCCUUCGUGUCGCCUUGCUUCUUCUUCUACGGCUCUACGGACAACAAUCAUUGUGACUUUUUCCUUCCGGACAGCUGGGGCAGUAUAGCCUACGCCGCCGUUCACCUCCUGUUUGGUUUUUUGGUCCCAGUCGCUCUGGUUGUAUCAUUCUACCAGCGGGUCGUCC